This is a messenger RNA of Scedosporium apiospermum, 1218 nucleotides long. RefSeq lists its product as uncharacterized. Lineage: Eukaryota; Fungi; Ascomycota; Sordariomycetes; Microascales; Microascaceae. The transcript is spliced from 4 exons. The record is from RefSeq and is a predicted model, not a curated record. The coding region runs from base 1 to 1218 and encodes 405 amino acids.
AUGAACUACAUCUAUCGAAGCGCUCGACAGGUCGUCAUCGUUCUGGACGACGUUAUCGUCACGAAAGCCGAGGAGGAGGCAGCAAAUCGAUGGUUCGACUACGCUCGCAACAAAGGCAACAUCUAUCCCGGCAGGCCAGGAUGGGAAUUCAGGUCCACCAAAAAGAAUUGGAGGCCGGAAUGUCGUGCGGCUCCCAUUCCACAUAUUUACGAGCUUAGGCACUUCUUCCGCGAGAGCUUCGCAGAUCCGCAAUUUGCCUUUCUGUCGCAAGUGAACAUCCGAUCUCCCUUCCAGCUGCCCUUUGAUCAGGAUGGGACGUACUAUGACUGCACUGGCCAGGACUCCGUCAUCCAGCAAAUAGACGGUGUCAUUAGAGCCGACUCCGAGAAUGCGCUGCAAAGUGCGGACGAGGCCUACUGGGUGUUCAUCGUGCUCGCUCUGGCCCGCGGCGAGGCUUGCGAGCUGGGUUUCAGUGGUAGUGUGCUCCGUCCGUUGCGUAACGGGGAGGAAAUCAUCUCUUGGGCCCAUCGGCCCCUCGCGGUGUCGCUUGAAUGCAGAGCGUUGUGUAUGACGAGCUUUGAAAAUUUAGCCAUAUCUGCUGUCACGCGCGAGUACAUCGAGCUUGACAUGCUCUUCAUACAAGCUGAACCCCUGCCGCCAACAUAUACUUCCCAGCAGCUGGCCGAACGAAAUAACUUCGAAGCCAUCUAUGGCCCGGCGAACCUGGAGUAUCGACUCUCCACCCGCGAUACUCUCGCCUGUUUCAUCGAUCGUGAUGCCAGCUGGAUGACCCCAGCCGUUCAGGCAUUUCUUCAACAACUUGUCCCAGAACGCGUCGUUGCCCCUCGAACAGUCGACUGGGAGCCAUUAGACGAAGAGCCGUUCUGGGAAGGAUUUCUCGGCACAUUUGAGAACGAGGAAGACUCUCCGCUUCGCCUAGCAGCCCGAGAUCUCCUUACCAUCCUGGGGCCGAAUAGGAGCCCUACCAGCCCUGAUUAUGGAGGAGUACUUGAAACUAUCUCUCUUCUCCUAGCUCUUCUCACGGAUCCUCGAUUUCGCGAAUUCUAUCGGGACAUGACCUCCGUGGGCCGUCUCGGACAGAGAUUACGCUUUGCUUCCGCGUCUCCGCUGUUCGAAUCGGGUCUUUGCAGUACCGGUCUGUUUUGCAAACCAAGGAUGUUAUGUGAAAAGGUGCUGGGUCCUGGAGGCAAUGGGUAA